AUGAUGGCGCUGUCAACUGUGUUUUUAACAUUUGUGAGUAAAACGACAGAGCGACAACAGUUAAGACGCUUUUUUCAAUCUCGUCAAUCAGGACAAAUUCAACGACCCAAAUUGCAAUUGCGUAAUUCGCAACAGAUUGGUGGAUUAAAUCGUCAGUUGGUAAAGAAACCUUCUUCAAUCAGCAAAAAACUUCUACAAAGUUCCACUAUCAUAAUUAAUAAUGGUCUGCGACUUCAAAGAAACAAAUCAGGACAGCUACAAUUCGUUCGUCUGAGAAAAUUACUUGGACAAAUUCCUUCCGAAAGAAUAAAGAAAAUUUCGGAUGAAAAGAAAAUACAAUUACAGUUGCAACCAUUCAGCUUCAAAGAUGGACCAUUUAAUUUCACGAAUCGAUUUGAGGUUACUACGAAGGCUGACACAAUAAGCCAUCUGCUACAUUUUACCACCACCACAUUACCACUUUCUUCACUAAACAGCAGCAAUUUUGAUUUAGAAAGCAAAAAUUUGAAGAUAUUUACCUCUACUGAAUUUCCAUUGGAAUUCCUGAAUGAAACGAUUUUAUCAGCAAAUGAUAGAAACAAUACGUUACCGUCUGAGGAACAAUCGCAACAACGCCCUCAACAUAUUAUUAUAUUUGAAAAUGAAAAGCAAAAUUCAACAGUAACAGAAUCAACACCUUUGCCUACGGUAGCGGUAGCAGAAGCUCAUCAUACUUCAUCGCCGUUUAUUGUACAACCUUCGCUUCCUAUUGCACCCAUAUCUGAAUCAAAAUUUUCAAAAAGUUUACCGAGCAAUGCUGAACCACCUGGUAUCGUUCCACCCAGCGAUCAAAUAAUUGAGCAACUGAACGAUGCUCAAAAUUUCCGUGUUUUAGCAGAACUUAUGGAACUUAAACGAGAUUUUAAUAGAAAUGACACUAAUUAA
Cercopithifilaria johnstoni is the source of this 924-nucleotide messenger RNA. Lineage: Eukaryota; Metazoa; Nematoda; Chromadorea; Rhabditida; Onchocercidae. The record is from the annotation of a GenBank genome assembly.